UUCCGUCACGUGACGUAAAGUCAGCUGAUCUCCACGGGUUCUGGCGUUUAACUUCGUCCUUCACUGCAGCGGCGGAUUUCGGCCUCUUUAUUCUCCGAGUGCCUGUUUGUCUUUUCUGAAAUAAAAACAAUGGCGAGUCAGUCUCAGGGCAUACAGCAGCUGUUACAAGCCGAGAAACGUGCCGCGGAGAAGGUCGCUGAAGCCCGGAAACGGAAAAACCGGCGCUUGAAGCAAGCCAAGGAGGAAGCUCAGGCAGAGAUCGAGCAGUACCGUCUCCAGAGGGAAAAGGAGUUCAAGACCAAGGAAGCUGCGGCACUCGGAUCCCACGGCAACUCUGCCGUAGAGGUAGACAAAGAAACCGUGGACAAGAUGAGCCGCAUCCAGAGCAGUUAUCAGCAAAACCGAGAAGCUGUAAUGAACAACCUCUUGAAGAUGGUGUGCGACAUCAAGCCAGAGAUCCACACCAACUACCGCGUCGCUGGAUAAACCUCGCAGAAGAAUCACUGAGGCAAAGACUUGCCUUGUACAACCAUACAGAUGUUCCAGCCGUACAUACGUAUUUAGUUUUACAGAUGUGACAGGUAGCUGUAAUACUGAGUCAUACAGCUUUCCUGUGUUUACUACAUUUCAAAUGAACACACCAGGUUUUGGUCAGUUCUCUCAAAUUAGAAAUGUUUUAUUGUUUGUAGCUUUAGGUGAAUUAUAUUUAUAUUUAUAUCCUUUCGAUGGUGAUGGCGGUCCUGCAGUGGUUCAGUGCAUGUCUUUGUCUCUGCAUCGUUAAACCUGUUGGAAUGUAAUAGCAGUGCAUAUGUCUGUCCGGUUUGUGCAUUUAGAUGUGCUUUGUGUUGUUCAUAAUAAUUAUUAAAAGAAAGUGUUUUAUUUGAUUGCUACAGAACCAUGAAAUGAUCUUUGUGUGUAUAUAUAAAUAUCCAUCGCACAUACAUGUUCCUUAAGUACAACCUCGGCGUGGGGAGGAAAUGUAUUUGAAAUGUAUUCACUUCCUCGUUCCCUGCGAAAAAGAAAAGGAAAAAAAACACUUAAUUUUUCUUCCCUGGAGUGUUUGUGACAAGGAUAAAAAACAAAAAAAAACAAAGCUCGUUUCUUUUUUCCUCUGUUUUUUUCCUCUUGGAUGUGUACCUGACAUUCCUCUGUAAGAUCUGGCUGUGAAAAUACAAUAAUAAUAAAUGGUUGUGUGUGUGUGUA
This is a messenger RNA of Silurus meridionalis, 1203 nucleotides long. RefSeq names its product ATPase H+ transporting V1 subunit G1 (gene atp6v1g1). The coding region runs from base 130 to 486 and encodes 118 amino acids. The transcript has 3 exons. Gene Ontology annotation, biological process: proton transmembrane transport. Lineage: Eukaryota; Metazoa; Chordata; Actinopteri; Siluriformes; Siluridae. Gene Ontology annotation, cellular component: vacuolar proton-transporting V-type ATPase complex. The record is from RefSeq and is a predicted model, not a curated record. Gene Ontology annotation, molecular function: proton-transporting ATPase activity, rotational mechanism.